AUGUCGUCCAGUCUAGACCAUCUUAACCAAUACAAAAACAGUAAAAAGAAGACGUUAAAUCCAGUUAUUGAGACAUUGUUGAAGGAGCCAAUAAAUUUCAAAAUUGCCAAAAACCCAGACAAGGUCACUAUAAAGCCUUCAAGUUACAAGGUUUUCAAGUCUUCCCUUGGGAAAUCAAAGUCAAUUGCACAGCACAAUUCUAAUCAAGAGGAGAAAAAGAAGGUGCAGAUGGCACGUCCGAAAUCUCUCGCUGAGGCAGUUGCAAAUUAUUCAAGGAGGAAACACCCACAGGCCGCUAAUACCAACAACGACAACGACAACGACACUGCCAAUGUCACCCUCCGAAAUAUCCAUGGCGAUUCCGGUAGAAACACAAGGAAGAAACAAAAGGUUUCCAGUGCGGAGAAAAGGGAACAGUUGAAGAAACUGCUAUUACAACAAUCAGUAGAGUCUAGACCACAAACCUCUCAAGAGCAACAGCACGGCUCGAUUGAUUCUGCUGUGGUAUCAAUGGAACCAAAGGACAGUGUUAACGAUGAUAAAGAAGAAGAUAGUAAUGAUGAUGAAGAUGAUGACAGUUCCAACGGAAACGAAAAUGUAGGUGAUAGCCAAGGGGCUGAUGAUGAUGAUUCUUCAGAUGAUGAUUUCCAUACGGCAGAAAGUGAGACUGGUGAUGACCAGGCAACAUCUAGUUCUUCUGAUGACAAUGGCGAUGGUGAUGUCGAAGAGGAUAGCGGCGAUGAUAAUGCUGUCCUGGAAGAACUACAAGAUAAUUCUGAAGACGAGGAAGACGAGGAAGAAGAAGAAGAAGAAGAAGAAGAAGAAGAAGACGCCAACGAUGAAGAAGAAAAUGUCAUGGACGAGAACCACACCAACCAGCUAGCCAAGAAUUUGAAAACCGAUGUUCUUACUGACCAAGUCUCGGGAAGCACGGUAGAAACCCCUCCAACUUCAAACAACGAUGACGAUGAGCGUGGAAAAUCUCCUAAACCUAGCACACAACUCAUUGCUAACAACUACUCACAAAGUGACUUCUGGGACUUGAAUGAAAAUCCUAAUGACCAAGGCUCUAAUAAUUCCAAAAGAAUACACAAGAGUUGGGGAGAUUUUAUUGAAAAUCAUAUCCCACUGGGAUUGGUGAACCAUGGAGUCACUUGCUACAUGAAUGCUGCAAUCCAGUCGAUCUCACAUAUUCCAUCAUUGACGCAUUAUUUGAUUGACGUAUCCAAGGGUAAAUAUGACAAAGAGCUAAAACCAGAUUCAGUCACCAAAGUACUAGCCUCUACAAUCAAUAAGAUGUACAGAAUUGGUCACAACAAGAAGAUAUUGAUGAUCAAUCCAAAGAAGUUGUGUAAGCGUUUGGAGGAUAUCAACUGUAUGAUGUCUGAGUGGCAGCAGGAAGACUCUCAUGAGUACUUUAUGUCAUUAAUGUCCAGAAUACAAGAAGAUUCUACUCCCAAGGGUGUCAAACUUAACCAGAGUAUCAUAUAUGAUAUUUUUGGCGGUUUACUAGACCAAACGGUCACAUGUAAAAACUGUGGACAUAUAUCCACAACACAGCAGGAAUUUUACGAUUUGUCAUUAGGGUUGGAAAACAGAAAAAAGAGGACAAGUUUGAUGGUGGAACCACAACAACUGAAUCAAUUGAAAGAUCAAAUUGAGAAUUGUAACUCUUCUUCCAACAACGAAAAAAACCAGCUAUCCAAAAUCUUACAACAACGAAUUCUCUUGGCCAAACGGGAAAAUUCCGGAUCGUUGUCUCCAACAGAUGAAAACUCCCCCUCAACUGAAACUAUAAAUGCGGACAGUUUGAAGAAUCCUUCAGAUGAGAAUGGUUCCACCAACUAUAAUAGUAACAAGUUGCAGCAAUCACCAGACCCACAAGAAUCGGUUCCAACCAAACGAUAUUCCCUUGAAAAUGCAAUUAGAGAUUUCUUCACGCCAGAAAUACUAAGAACCGAUAAAAGGGAUCAAUCGGGUUAUGUUUGUGAAAAAUGUAAGAAACAAUCAAAUGCGGUCAAGAUUUCGACUAUUCAAAGGGCACCUGAAACGUUGCCUGUCCAUCUCAAAAGGUUCAGAUUUGAUGGUCAACAAUCACAAAAAGUUAAGGCAAACGUCAGUUAUCCCGAAAUUUUAGACUUGACUCCAUAUACCACCAGUAUGUCGACUCCUGUUCGGUAUAAGCUGAUUAGUGUAAUAGUCCACCAAGGUCGUUCCGUUUCUUCGGGCCAUUAUAUUACACACUGUAGACAGCCAGAUGGAACGUGGGCCACUUAUGAUGAUGAGUAUAUCAAUAAGAUUCCAAGAGCAAGUGCGCUCUCUGACCCUGGCGCUUAUGUGCUAUUUUACGAGCGGUUGACAAGCAAGAAUGCACUGAAGGAACCACCAUUUUCAGAAGGUACUAGUGCCGAAAAUUCCAACAGAAAGAAAAGGAAGAGUCAGCCAAACAAAAAUAACACCAAAAACAAACGAAGAAAAUAA
Molecule: messenger RNA, 2481 nt
Organism: Pichia kudriavzevii
Lineage: Eukaryota; Fungi; Ascomycota; Pichiomycetes; Pichiales; Pichiaceae
Exons: 1
Coding region: 1-2481 (826 amino acids)
Cellular component (GO): cytosol; nucleus
Molecular function (GO): cysteine-type deubiquitinase activity; cysteine-type endopeptidase activity
Source: RefSeq, a predicted model, not a curated record